This is a messenger RNA of Symbiodinium sp. CCMP2456, 1242 nucleotides long. NCBI's taxonomy places the organism in Eukaryota, Dinophyceae, Suessiales, Symbiodiniaceae. The record is from the annotation of a GenBank genome assembly.
GAUGUCAACACGACUCCUCGCAAGCACUGGCCCUUGGAGGCCCUGCGCAGGACCUUCGAGGAGAUGCAAGCGGACGGCCCGGUGGAUCUGCUGAGCCGCGAGCUUUUGCUGAGCUCGCUGCACCCAGGACAACACUUCGUGCGCACGGCCGCCUUCGCCAAUUCCGUUGGGCUUUCCUCGGUUCUCGGGCACCUCAUUGGCCUGGGUGACCGGCAUUUGGACAACCUCCUCUUGGACUUGACCACUGGGGAGGUAAUCCACGUGGACUACUCCAUCUGCUUCGACAGAGGGGCCCGGCUCAGGGUGCCAGAGCGCGUGCCUUUCCGCCUCUCGCGCUGCAUGGUGCACGCGCUGGGCGCCUUGGGCGUCGCGGGGCCUCUGCUGUCCACGAUGGAGCUCGGCCUGGGACUCUUGGCCGAGUGGCAAGAGCUUUUCGUGGCUCUUGCUGGGCCAUGCCUUCUUCUGGCCCCAGUGAACGAUUGGCUCUACCCAGUCACAAGCCCUUUCAAGUUGAUCGCGCCGGCGCCGGCGAAAGCCCUCCAGGCCCACCAGGAGCCGUCGCCCCAACCGGCUCCCACGCCGCCGCCGGGUCCAGAGACACCACCAGAGGACGCGACCCAGAGCCAGGGCAGCGAGACCAAUAUAUUGGACUCGAAGCUGGCGUGGCCGCCGCUGGGACCGGUUGCCAAAGCCUCGGCUGCGGCUCCAACUACCGAGGCUGGAAGUGACGACCUGAUGGACGAGGAGAGCAGUGGUGAUGAGAAACAAGAAGGCCGUGACGACGACGAGGAGGCGGAUGGCGGAAGGACCGACACUUCCCCGAAUCGAGGAGAAGAGGAAUGCCUCCUCGCACAAGACCGAGAAGAAGUAGACGACCCACUGGGAGGCGGCUUUGUCCCCGCCGCCCGUGCAAAGAGCGGUUCCGGUGCACUUGCCGAGGCCGAGCAAGCUGGAGCUGGAGCUGCUUUGGAGGACGAAGAGGAGGAGGGCGAGGAGGCGUCGCAGGCCUCCGAGGCCGAAUCCGCCGAGCUUUCGGGAGGGGAGCUCCCAGAAGCCGCAGGUGCUUCGCGCACUCGCUCAGUGCCCAGUUGUCCCUGGGCCGACUUCGCACUUCGCAGCCUUCGGAAGAAGAUGCCCCACCCAGGGACCGCACUGGGAGCAGAGGCCGAGUCCCUGAUCGCUGCCGCAACGGACCCGGACGAGCUGGCGCAGAUGUAUGAAGGAUGGACCUCCUGGAUCUGA